UGAAACUCAGUCAUCAAAAAUACCACACGCCCCGUCGUCAGUCAGACCGAAGAGCGCGACGCAGGGGAGUCCAGGAAGCAAGGAGACUCAUUUGAGAGAAAGGGGGGCAGAAGCGGAGAAGAGAGGUCGGCCAGGCGGGGGGACUUGAGAAAGUCGGAGGCAGGGACGGCGAGAUGGUCAGGAGAUGGAUGAGGUGGCGGUGAAGCAGGGUUUCCUGUACCUUCAGCAGCAGCAGACGUUCGGGAAGAAAUGGAAGCGGUUCUGGGCCGUACUCUACGGAGAGUCGGGCUCCUCCUCGGCCCGACUGGAGCUGCAGGAGGGACCCGAGAAGGCCCGCCGAGGGGAAGCGGCCCGGCGGGUCAUCCGCCUCAGCGACUGCGUUAAGGUGGCGGAGGCCGGAGGAGAGGCCGGGAGCCCUCGGGACACCAGCCCCUUCCUGUUGGAGACCACGGAGCGCCUCUCCCUGCUGGCCGCUCCCAGUUUGGAGUGCGGAGACUGGCUCCAGGCCAUCUGCCGUCUGGCCUUCCCGAUGCAGAGGGGCGAGUGGAGGGAGGCAGCCGGGCAGGAAAGCUACUCGGCACAGUUGCGGGACUCUCCCUGCAUGGAGGAAAAUUCCCUGUACAGCAGUUCGGGUGCAGCGCUGCCCUGCAAGGAGUUUGCCGUCAAGGUGCGACGGACGGAUGCGAGCGAGCGAUGCCGGCUGAGGGGAUCCUACGUCUUGCGGACAGGGGAGAGCGCCCUGGAGCUGAGGCGGAGCUCUGAACCCGGGAAACAGCUCUACACUUGGCCCUACAGAUUCCUACGGCGCUUUGGGAGGGACAAGGUGACCUUCUCCUUUGAGGCUGGACGGCGUUGUGCCUCCGGUGAGGGGAGCUUCGAGUUUGAAACCCGGUUGGGCAAUGAGAUCUUUCUGGCUCUGGAGAAGGCCAUCUCCGCCCAGAAGAACUCCGAGUCUUCUGGACCUCCGGUUCAGCCCGUUCUGAUCCCUGCCCCCCCGCGGCCCGAAAGCCCGUAUUCCCGGCCCCACGACUCCCUCCCACCCCCAUCCGCCACCCCAGCGGCCCCUCCCCAGCGUUCUCGGCCUCCGGAAGGGGACUACGCGGUGCCUUUCGACACCGUGGCUCGGUCGCUGCUGAGCAACAGUUUCAGGGGGCUCCUGGCCAACUCUCCCCAGGCUCCCCAGCCCCCCAAACCUCCCCGGUCCCCUCCGGCCGACCCUCUGUACGACAGCAUCGAUGAGCGCCCCUCCCUUCCCGACCCCAUCUACGACGAGCCCGAGGGCAUAGCCGUGCUGACCCUGUACGACAGGCCCCAGGAGCCCCAGGGGGAGGCCUGGAGGAGGCAGGCCAUUGCCGAUGGCCCUGGGGAGGAAGGUGCCCAGCUCUCCUACAACCUCAAGAGGGAGGACCGUGUCCCGCCCUCGUCCGGAAGCCGCUCUGGUUGGCCCCAGAGAUCCGAAUACGACAACGUGAUUUCCAGGAAGGGCCCACGCUGAAAGAAGGAUGGACUCGUGGGGUGGGAGUAGGUGGUGAAGGGGUGGGGACAGGUGGGAUUUCAGCACUGGCUCGGCCCUCUUGCUCCCUGACCCCCCAACGUACCCUGACUCCGCUCUCUCUGAGGCAGGGGCGGUCCUCCCGGGCUGAGCCUUCUCAUCGGGGGCCCUCCCUGGAUAGGCGGGUAGCCAAACGGGAGAGAUAGGCCGGGACGCUCUCUCCUUUCCCUCCUCCGGCCAGCCACCCCGGACCAGGGUGGCUUCGGGGUACAGGCCGAAAGGGGCUUCUAACAAACCACCCUCCUUCGCCCCGUCGCCCCGCGGGCGGCCGGUGCCCGCGGGGCACACCGCCGUGGUCCAACUCAAGCCGGAGGAAGAUAGCUGCGGCUGGCGCCGGUUCUCUGGAUAUCUUUCUGGCAUUAAAGCAAUCUCUGAAA
Molecule: messenger RNA, 1929 nt
Organism: Ornithorhynchus anatinus (platypus)
Lineage: Eukaryota; Metazoa; Chordata; Mammalia; Monotremata; Ornithorhynchidae
Gene: DOK2
Product: docking protein 2
Exons: 5
Coding region: 185-1495 (436 amino acids)
Biological process (GO): cell surface receptor protein tyrosine kinase signaling pathway; positive regulation of MAPK cascade
Cellular component (GO): cytoplasm
Source: RefSeq, a predicted model, not a curated record